Molecule: messenger RNA, 4406 nt
Organism: Megalobrama amblycephala (Wuchang bream)
Lineage: Eukaryota; Metazoa; Chordata; Actinopteri; Cypriniformes; Xenocyprididae
Product: protein NLRC3-like
Exons: 4
Coding region: 1919-4222 (767 amino acids)
Source: RefSeq, a predicted model, not a curated record
GGCGUUGAGGCAGUGACCGAGGGGGGAGAAAACGUUCAUCCAGUUUGCUUUUAACUCUGGACUCGGCUUUCUCCACAGGCCAUUCGAUGUUUAACUUUUCAACAGCCCUGGUCACUAUCUCUAAUAGCUCCUCAUAAGCUGGUAAAGCUGAUGGCGGUACAUCAUCGACACCCUCUACAUCAACCUCCUCGGAGGAAGAUAUAUUGAGCAUCGGUGCCUCUCUUCGGGGGGAAGAAACCGCUACGCGUGCUUCCGCCACCAAAGGAGAGACACUGGGUCUAGCGGGUAAGGGAAGCGAUAAGGCAGGGCCCGUCUCUUCCCCCUCCGCUAGAUCCAUCUGUGAACCCCACGAGUGCAGCCUGCGCUGUGCCUCGGCAGCAGCGGGACCAGACCCGCGGGGAACACUCGCCUCGGCGCCCUCCUCGAAGAGCGCUCGACGCGAUCGCAGCACUCUGAGGGUGAGCCGCUCACAGUGCACACAGACGGCUCCCUCGAGAGCCGCCUGUGCGUGCUCAACCCCCAGGCAUUUAACACACAUAUCGUGUGUAUCCCCUUCCACAAUGAAGCGUGGGCAGGGAGGAACACACUUUCUGAACUGCUGCUUUUCCGCUAUAAUAUUUCUUUUAUAUGUCUUUAUAUUGUGCUUUGAAACUCUUGUCCUCGGACGAAGAGAUCACUGUGUGAAUGUAUCAGACAGACAACAAUAAAUAAGACAAACGAGAUACAGAGAGCGCUUGCUGAAGACAACAGAAGCUGGCGUGCUUUGUGUUCAGAUGUGCUUUAUAGCUUGUGACGUCACCCGCCUCUGACGUCGCGUCUUUUCAUUGGUUGGAUACAGAGGUGCUUCACGAACACAAAAUACAGAGGGUUCCCAUCACGUCAUCCGACGUAGCGUCGAUAGUUCCCACGAAAGGGAAGCUCAGAUAGUCAUGUGUCAUAUCUCAUGGAGUGGAAUACAAGGAUAAUUGUUUUGGGCUUUGACUAAAUUUGAGCUUGUUUUUUUGUACACGAAGCCCAUUUGUAAAUAAUAUAUGGAUGUGGCAUUUGUCACAUUCAUAACUUGAAACAUUCUUUGAUUGCAGAAAAUGGCACAUCAUUAUUUACAGUUUUUUUGUUAUUAUUAUUUGCUUUGGUACCAUUUUCACAAGGUGUAUAUUUUCAAAACUCUUAGUACAAAACUCCAAACUGAUCACACUUGUAACACAGCUAGUCAUUCUUUCAAAACUUGAUCUCACGCUUUCAUUCUAGCUGUACAUAUUUUCAUUCUACAUAAUCACUAUUUCAAAACACAAGAUCAUUGUGAUAUUUAAUGAGAACAUUUGAUUCAGUCACCAAAACACAACAGUAUGUUCUUGUUUCAGUUUAGUACUUUUAACAAUCAGUUCAUUCAAUAGCAAACGAUGCAAGAUACAUGUUUCAAAUCACCCUUGUUGCUGAAAUAAUUAGUUACACAGGAUACAGAUGCCACAUUAGAAAAUACACGUACAUUACCUACAUUACAUAAUUGACAGAAAAUCCAUAAUGUUUGUAAUAGUAUCUAUUCAGUUCUAUCAAAAGGUGCGAUGAAGUAUGACACAGUCAUGAGGUUUUGUGUAGAACAGAGUUUGUUGCCAAUACAGUAAUUGUUCUCACUGUACCAUAAGAUUGAAUCUAUACUCUAGUUGACCUUUUUCUAAAAACUUAAAAAGUGUUCUAUCAAACGUCACCUACCUUUUGACUCUCCUAUAGUUUUGAGGUUAUGAGUCUUUACUUUUGUGUACUUUUUGUGUAUAUUUGUCAUUUAGAAAAAACAACUCUAAAAUGCCUUCAGGGCUUAAGGGGCUAAACAAAUCCUACACUUUACACAGUGUGAACUUAAACAGAUAUUUCUUUCUUUUUGUCUUUUUGCAAGAGAGUUUCUCUAAUAUGUUUUCUGAAAAUGGAGUAUUUUAUUUUAUUCGCUAACAGGUUUCAAUAUGAGACCUUAGAUUCAGACUUCCAGACUCACAGGAACCACAAGAAUUUCACAGACAAUCUCCUGUGGAUCUUCCAGGCUCUUGAGGGCAAAAUAAUAACAUUUCUGAAGAAUGAAAUGGAAAAAUUUAAGAACAUUUUGCAAAAAGAGAAAACUCAAUACUUUGUGAAGGACUUUAAUGAGAAUAGAUGCCGUAUCAAAUCAGCAGUUCUUGAUCUCACACUACACUACCUGAGAGAGAUGAAGCAAGAUGAAGCUGCUGAUACUCUAGAAGAUGAGCUGUUCUUCAAUCAUCAGCUAAAAUCUAACCUGAAGAAGAAGUAUCAAUGUAUGUUUGAAGGAAUUGCAAAGCAAGGUGACUCCACACUUCUGAAUAACAUCUACACAGAUCUCUAUAUCACUCAGGGUGGCAGUGAACCGGUCAAUACCGAACAUGAGGUCAGACAGAUUGAAGUUGCUUCCAGGCGUCAAGAAUCACAAGAGGUACCAGUUGAAUGCAAAAAUUUGUUUAAAGCACAUGAACAAGACAAGAAGAUCAGAACUGUACUUACAAAAGGAGUUGCUGGCAUUGGAAAAUCUGUCUCUGUGCAAAAGUUUGUUCUGGAUUGGGCUGAAGGAAAAGAAAAUCAAGAUAUCAACUUCAUAUUUCCUCUUCCAUUCAGAGAGAUGAACUUAAAGAAGAAAGAAAAACAAAGUUUGAUGGGUCUUAUAUCUCAAUGUUUCCCAGAGACAAAAGGACUGAACCUUACAAGUAAUCAAUUCAAAGUCCUGUUCAUCCUCGAUGGAUUGGACGAAUGUCGCCUUCCUCUGAAAUUUGAUAAUGAGAUAUGGUGUGAUGUAUCAUCACCAGCCUCUCUGGAUGUUAUCCUAACGAACCUCAUCAAAGGAAAUCUGCUUCCUUCUGCUCUCAUCUGGAUCACCACCAGACCAGCAGCUGCCAGUAAGGUUCCUCCUGACUGUAUCGAUCAGCUGACAGAGAUAAGAGGAUUCAGUGAUGUGCAAAAGGAGGAGUACUUCAGAAAAAGAUUCACAGAUGAGAAAAUGGCCAAUGAAAUCACUGAUCAUGUUAAACAAUCAAAGAGUCUCUUUAUUAUGUGCCACAUCCCAGUCUUCUGCUGGAUUUCAGCCACUGUUCUCCAGAACAUUUUAGAGGGAAAAAGAAAUAAUUAUCUGAAAAAAGCUGAUGAGACACUACAAGAAUCAAAUACUAAAGACACUCCCAAGACUCUGACAGAAAUGUACACACACUUUCUCCGCUUUCAGAUCCAGCAGAGCAGACGAAAGUAUGAUGGAGAAUUCACACCAGAUGUUUCCUGGGAUAAAAAUGUCAUCCUUUCACUGGGGAAACUGGCAUUUCAUCAGCUGGAAAAAAACAAUGUUAUCUUCUAUGACACCGAUCUGAAAGCCUGUGGUAUAGAUGUCUAUAAAACAUCAGUGUAUUCAGGCAUGUGUACCCAGAUCUUUAAGGAGGAAAGAGGGCUUAUUCUUGGUACCAUGUACUGCUUUGUUCACUUGAGCAUUCAAGAGUUUAUUGCAGCUCUUUAUGCACAUCUCUUUCUAGACAUCAACAAGAAAAGUGUGUUUGUUCAUGAGUCUACAGAACAGGAAAACAAAAAUGAAGCCAUGAUUGAUUUGCUCAAGACUGCAGUGGACAAGGCGCUCGAAUGUGACAAUGGACAUCUGGACCUUUUCCUUCGCUUCCUCCUUGGUCUGUCGCUCCAGUCCAAUCGGCGAUUCUUACGAGGUUUAUUGAUGCAGCAAGACAGCAAUGAUCAAAGCAAAAAGGAAAUAGUUCAAUACAUCAAGCAGAAACUUGAAGAUAAUCUGUCUCCAGAGAGAUCCAUCAAUCUGUUCUAUUGUCUGAAUGAACUGAAUGAUCAAACACUGGUAAAAGAGAUUCAGACUCACCUUAGCAAAGGAAGUCUCUCAUCUGCUGACCUUUCACCUGCCCAGUGGUCUGCUUUAGCCUUUGUGUUGUUGACAUCAGAGGAAGAGCUGGAGGAAUUUGAGCUUCAGAAAUUCAAGAAAUCAGACGAGUGUCUGAUUAGAUUAUUGGCAGUCAUCAAAACCUCCAAAAGAGCUCUUUUAAAUGAUUGUAACUUAACAGAAAGAAGUUGUUCAGCUCUGGCUACAGUUCUUGGAUCAGAUACCAAUCUAAAAGAGCUGAACAUGAACAAUAAUAAUCUGCAGGAUUCAGGAGUGAAGCUGCUCUGUACUGGACUGAAGAGUGUAAAGUGUACAUUUGAGAUACUGAGGUCAGUGGUUUGACAACAGACAAAAUUAAAGGUGUGAUUUGUUUUAGAUAUUCUUUACAAAAUACAGACCUGCCAACGUGUAUGCAUUUUGCAUAGCGGGUACGCAUUUUGACCUCAAAGUACGCUGGUACGAUUUGUCACUCUAUACUACGCAAAAACCCGGUGACUCCUCUGUGCACGCGUAGUACUCUAAUCCA